Molecule: messenger RNA, 1233 nt
Organism: Coffea eugenioides
Lineage: Eukaryota; Viridiplantae; Streptophyta; Magnoliopsida; Gentianales; Rubiaceae
Exons: 7
Coding region: 1-1233 (410 amino acids)
Source: RefSeq, a predicted model, not a curated record
AUGGGGAUCAAGUUGAUGUCUAUCCUAAUGCUGCAAGUCACAUUGGUAGCAAUAAGCAGAGGGGUCCCAAGGAAUGGCUCCAGCUCGAAACAGAAUUUUGGUCCCAAGUUUGCAGUGAAAAGCAUUCAGAGUGAAGAUGGGGAUGUAAUUGAUUGCAUUGGCAUUCACAACCAACCUGCUUUUAAUCAUCCUGCGUUGAGAAAUCACAAAAUCCAGAUGAGACCAACCUAUGAUCCAAUAAUGGUGACAAAAAAUGAAAAGGAAACCUGGGAAGCAUCUGAUCAUAAAGGAAACAAAGACUUGUAUAUUACCACUACAGCACAGAUAUGGCAUAAAAGUGGAAGCUGCCCCGAAGGGACAAUUCCCAUCAGGAGGGUGCCAAGGAAAAACAAAAGCAAAGUAACUACAGUCGAUGAUCAUGCAAGAAAAAAACCGACUAUCUCCCCUUACCAGUUUAAAGACGACAAAAGUAUGAACCUUCUACGAGCAAACCACUCGUUGGCAAUACUGCACACUGAGGGAUAUGCAUAUUUUGGAGCCAAAGGAGAUAUUAAGGUCUGUUAUCCUUCUGUGGAACUGGAUGACGAGUACACUACUUCUCAGGUUGCUCUCAAAAGCGGCCCUUACAACCAGUAUGAAGCCAUAGAAUCAGGAUGGGCGGUGAAUCCAAGUGUUUAUGGGGACAGACAAACAAGAUUUUUUACAUAUUGGACGAUUGAUGCUUCAGUAGAAACCGGUUGCUUUGAUGCUACUUGCCCUGGUUUUGUACAAAUUAGCAAGGAUGUAGCACUUGGUGCUGCAAUAUAUCCCAUAUCAAAGCCUAAUGAACUUCCAUAUCAAAUAACUAUCUUCAUCUUUAAGGACCCAUUUACUGGCAACUGGUGGGUUAAUUAUGGAGAGAAGGUUUACAUAGGAUAUUGGCCUGGUGAACUCUUUGACAAGUUGUCUUUCAGUGCUGAAACUGUUCAAUGGGGCGGCGAAGUUUACAGUGCCAGAGUUGGAACUUCUCCUCACACUGCAACACAAAUGGGCAACGGGCAAUAUGCUGACAGGCAUGCAGGAACCAUAAGAAGGAUGCGCGUUGUUCAGAAUUCUCAAGUUAUAAAAUUCCCAGAUUGGGUUAAUUCUUAUACCGAUGAGUAUAAUUGUUAUGAUGCACGCUAUAGAUGGGAAUUUUUGCCAGAACCUGAGUUUUAUUAUGGAGGGCCUGGUAGAAGUUACAUGUGCCCUUAG